This is a messenger RNA of Sclerotinia sclerotiorum 1980 UF-70, 1623 nucleotides long. RefSeq lists its product as hypothetical. The transcript has 4 exons. The coding region runs from base 1 to 1623 and encodes 540 amino acids. Gene Ontology annotation, cellular component: membrane. Gene Ontology annotation, biological process: carbohydrate transport; transmembrane transport. Gene Ontology annotation, molecular function: carbohydrate:proton symporter activity. The record is from RefSeq and is a predicted model, not a curated record. Lineage: Eukaryota; Fungi; Ascomycota; Leotiomycetes; Helotiales; Sclerotiniaceae.
AUGAGUAACGUCACAAAAGAAAAGCCGACCUUAGAGGAGGUCGAAGCGCAGCCCACCUCCACGGGCACACCCGUCUACGAUGUCAACGAUGUCAACGAGAAGGUCGAUUACGACAGGAUGCGCGCCGUCAAUGCCGAGAAGGUCGAAUUUGACAUGACUGUGAUCCAGGCUGUCAAGGCCUAUCCCGCUGCCAGUUGGUGGGCAUUCGUCAUGUCAUGCACCAUUAUUAUGGAGUCCUACUGUGUUUUCUUGAUGGGACAGUUCAUAGCCACAGCUCAAUUCGCUCGAGAUUUCGGUGUAUACAGCGAAAAAACCAAUGAGUGGAUUAUCGAAGCUUCAUGGCAGUCAGCAUUCCAGUGUAGCGGACCAAUCGGUGCCUUCAUCGGUGUCUUCAUUGCAGGUCCCAUUACCAGCAAGAUUGGAUAUCGAUGGGCAACCAUUGGCGGUCUCAUGUCUUUGAACGCCUUCAUCUUCAUCUUCUAUUUCGGCAACAGCCAGGGUAUGUUCUUCGCGGCCCAGAUCCUGGAAGGCAUCCCGUGGGGUAUCUUUGUCGCCAAUGCACCCGCAUAUUGUACCGAGAUUGUGCCACUGAGAUUGAGAGCUCCAGCGACACAGAUGUUGCAGAUGUUCUGGGCUAUUGGAGCGAUCAUUGUCGGCGGUAUCACUUACCACUACCAAUCCAAGAACAACUCCUCAGCGUACAGAGUUCCCAUCGCACUCCAGUGGAUGUUCCCUACUCCUCUCGCUAUCUUACUCUUCAUUGCGCCUGAAUCACCCUGGUGGCUCGUACGUAAGGGCCGCCUGGCUGAGGCAGAGAAGGCUGUCAAACGCCUUGGACGCGCCAGUGCAAAUGAUGAUCCCGCUGACGCAGUCGCAAUGAUGCGCCGCACGAUUGAGCUUGAGAAGAGCGUGGAGCAACCCAGUCUUGUUGAGCUGUGGAAAGGUACCGAUCGCUACCGUACCUUGAUUGUAUGCGGCGUGUACGCAUCUCAGAAUCUGACAGGCAAUCUGAUCGCUAACCAAGCGGUUUACUUUUUCAAACAGGCCGGCAUGGCAGAAAACACCGCAUUUGCACUUGGUCUCAUCACUUCCGCCCUCCAGUGGAUCAUGGUCAUGGUAUCUUGGGUCCUCACUACAUACCUUGGCCGACGCACCAUUUAUGUCUAUGGUCAAUUCAUCAACUGUGCAUUCUUAGUCGCGCUCGGUAUUGCGGCUUCAGUUGGCAGUAGUACGGCGGCUAACAAUGCGCAAGCAUCACUUGGCUUGAUCGUCUCCGUCCUGUUCUGUUUGGGACCCGCCCCUGCCUCAUGGGUCAUCAUUGGCGAGACCUCUUCCGUUCGUCUUAGGCCACUGACAACCGGUAUCGGACGAGCUGCCUAUUACUUGGUCAAUAUUCCUUGCAUCUUCCUUGCUAGCUACAUGCUCAACACUGAUAAGUGGAACCUCGGCGGCAAGAGCGGCUACAUCUGGGCUGCCACCGCCUUGAUCUGUAGUGUCAUGUCUUGGAUCUGGAUUCCAGAGAUGAAGGACAGGUCAUUCCGUGAGAUCGACAUUUUGUUCACGCGUCAUGUCCCGGCUCGCAAAUGGAAGAAGACGACGGUCGAUAUCAACGACGAUGAGUAG